Anopheles darlingi is the source of this 1519-nucleotide messenger RNA. Its product is annotated as cyclin-K. Gene Ontology annotation, biological process: positive regulation of DNA-templated transcription, elongation; regulation of transcription by RNA polymerase II. Gene Ontology annotation, molecular function: cyclin-dependent protein serine/threonine kinase activator activity. Gene Ontology annotation, cellular component: nucleus; cyclin/CDK positive transcription elongation factor complex. The transcript has 2 exons. Lineage: Eukaryota; Metazoa; Arthropoda; Insecta; Diptera; Culicidae. The record is from RefSeq and is a predicted model, not a curated record. The coding region runs from base 1 to 1224 and encodes 407 amino acids.
AUGUUGCGUCUACGGUUUCGAUCUUGGCGCUGUUCGAUAAAGUUCCACUUCACUUAUCAUACUCUCGCGAUGCCUAAUUGGUACUAUGAUAAGAAGGAUCUGCGCAACACACCAUCGGCGAGGGACGGCAUUGAGUAUGAAACAGAACGGAGGUAUCGCAAGGAGGGCGCUCGCUUCAUCAUGCAGGCCGGCGCAUCGAUGAGUCUCGGGCACAACACGGUGGCUACGGGCGUCGUGUACUUCCACCGGUUCUACAUGUUUCACUCAUUUCGCACCUUCCCUCGCUACGUGACGGCAAGCUGUUGCCUGUUUCUUGCGGGAAAGGUAGAGGAAACACCAAAGAAGUGCAAAGACAUAAUCAAAACCGCGCGCGCGCUGUUAUCGGACGAUAAGUUCCAGUCGUUCGGCGAUGACCCCAAGGAGGAAGUGAUGACACUGGAACGGAUUCUGCUGCAGACCAUCAAAUUUGACCUACAAGUCGAGCAUCCUUACUCGUUUCUGGUGAAGUACGCCAAAUGUUUGAACGGCGACCCGGCAAAGCUCCAGAAGAUGGUUCAGAUGGCAUGGAACUUCGUGAACGAUUCGCUCAGCACUACUGUCUCAAUCCAGUGGGAACCAGAAAUUAUUGCUGUAGCACUCAUCUACCUGGCAUGCAAGCUAAGUAAAUUCACGGUGGUAGACUGGGUUGGGAAACAACCGGAGCAUCUGAAAUGGUGGGACAUGUUCGUGCAAGACGUGACCAUGGAAAUCCUGGAGGAGAUCUGCCACCAGGUGUUGGAUCUGUACCAACCAGCUCAAAUGGAUAGUGCUCCUCCCGACAGUCCGCCUCAGCUGCCUCCUAGUAAAGCUUCUCCCCCGAUGAAGCGGGCAAAUAUCUCUCCUUUAGGAAACAAAAACUCACCUAACAUAGCACCUAAUAUAGCGACAAACCAUGUGGUCAAGCCUACGCCGCCUCCACUGAUGCCCGUCGACAUAGAAGCGAAUCCUAUUCCUAAGCACAUUACGACCGACAACACGCAUUACCCCUAUCCACCAUACCCACUGCAUCAGGCACCACCUAUGCCUCCACAGGGCCAUGGACCUCCACCACCGUACGGCCCGAUGGUAGCGGCCAUGCCACCACAGCCUGCGCAACCUUGGCAACACUACCCGCAUCCACACGCUAACAAAUAUUAUCCACCAGGACCUCCACCGGGGCGAAAUACCUACUACCCUCCACAGUAAGUCACAGUGCUGCCUAAUGAAUUGCUGCGGGUGUGGGACGAGCUGUAGCACAUUCGUGAAUGAUCGAAAUAAAGUAAACAUUUGAGAGCAAGAAAUGGAAAAUAAUCGGUCCGAGUUCGACACCAUGUACGCUCUGAGGUGGUACCAAAAAAAAACUGAAAUGGGGGAAUGAGGAUUCGGCUGAACUAAAUAGAGCCCGUUACUCUCGCCAAAAGCCUCGCGAAGGCUGAAUGUAACCGAGGUAGACGUUGAGGAGCACGAUCUGCCACAGACUCUCCACUCAAUACGUGAGCUC